This is a messenger RNA of Symbiodinium sp. CCMP2592, 765 nucleotides long. The record is from the annotation of a GenBank genome assembly. Lineage: Eukaryota; Dinophyceae; Suessiales; Symbiodiniaceae.
AUGAUGGUGUCCGAGGUCUGUGGCGGCACCAUGAUGUGGGGCACCUUCAACCAAGAGGAGAAGAUGGCUCACGAGCAGCUGGAUGCCAUGGUUCGCUUGGGGGUGAACUUCAUCGACACCGCCGAGCUGUAUCCGGUGCCCCCGGUAGAGGGGAAGCUGACGGAGGAGUGGAUCGGCAACUGGUUGGAGAAGGCGAUCGCGAACGGCAGUGUGAAGCGAGAAAAGUUCUACAUCGCCACCAAGGCGAACCCGUCCAACAUCGGCGCGCCAGAUCUUGAAGGCCGAAAGAAGCCUUGGGGCUUCGAUGCGGAGUCGCUGAUGGCCUCCUGCAAGGCAUCGCUUGCCAGGAUGCGGUGUCAGUACAUAGACCUUUACUACUUGCAUUGGCCCACCCGGGAUACCCCGAUCUUCGGCUGUGCCUCCUUCUUUUCGGGAGGCAAGGAGCGGCCAAUGCCUCACUUUGACAAGGGUACCAUGGCAGACUUCGAGGCGCAGGUGCUAGCGGUCAAGGGCCUCUUCGAUGCAGGUUUGAUCAAGCACUGGGCGCUUUCCAACGAGAACAACUACGGGGUCGCCAUGUUCUGCGUGGCCUGCGACAAGCUGGGCGUGCCCCGACCAGUCUGCAUACAGAACGACUAUUCCCUCGCCAACCGCACCUUCGAGAGCGACGGCUACGAGAGCUGCCACCGCUUCGGUGUGGUCAGCUGCCACUACGGAGCCUUGGCAGGCCUGCCGGAAACUCGAUCUGCGAAGAACACACAUUAG